AGGCAAAAGAAAAAAUAGACUCUCUGCACUUUCUUCUUCCUCUCGUCUGCUCUCGAAGAUUCUGUCUCUCUCUCUCACUCUCGCUAGGCCCUCGGAAUUUUCUGAACGAUGCCGAGGUAUUACUGUGAUUAUUGCGACACUUAUCUCACUCACGAUUCCCCAUCGGUGAGGAAGCAGCACAACGCCGGUUACAAACACAAGGCGAAUGUGAGAAUAUACUAUCAGCAAUUCGAGGAGCAACAAACCCAAAGCCUGAUUGAUCAAAGAAUUAAAGAGCAUCUUGGUCAAGCUGCAGCAUUCCAACAGGUUGGUGCUGUGUUUAAUCAGCAUAUGCUCGCUAGGCCUCGCCUUCCUAUGAUGCCACCACCUGGAAGUAUGCCUAUGGGUAUGCGACCUCCUGUUCUGCCUAGACCGAUGAUGCCUGGUCAAGGUUACAUGCCACCUCCAGGAGUACCACAGAUGAUGGCACCGCCUGGUGCUCCUCUACCUCCACCUCCACAAAACGGUAUUCUCCGACCACCAGGAAUGGCUCCGUUACCAGGUCAAGGUGGCGCACCACCUCCCAAUUAUAAUGGAUCUCUUCCUCCUCCUCCUCCUUAUCAUACAAAUCCAGCUGCUGCUCCACCAAGUGGUAGCUUCAACAAUCCAAAUCCAAACCCGGGUGCUGAAUCUCCUGAAAGCAAUGAGUAGGGUCUAGUUCUGAUGAGUCAUUUUUCUCCUCCCAAAAAUUCUCAGAACUCUUGUUUAACACAGUGUCUUACCUUUUCUAAUCCAAUUUAUGUGAAGAGGUUUAGAAUUA
Messenger RNA from Eutrema salsugineum, 799 nucleotides. Its product is annotated as U1 small nuclear ribonucleoprotein C. Gene Ontology annotation, molecular function: zinc ion binding; pre-mRNA 5'-splice site binding. Gene Ontology annotation, biological process: mRNA 5'-splice site recognition; mRNA splicing, via spliceosome; spliceosomal snRNP assembly. The coding region runs from base 109 to 690 and encodes 193 amino acids. The record is from RefSeq and is a predicted model, not a curated record. The transcript has 5 exons. Gene Ontology annotation, cellular component: nucleus; U1 snRNP. NCBI's taxonomy places the organism in Eukaryota, Viridiplantae, Streptophyta, Magnoliopsida, Brassicales, Brassicaceae.